AUGAAGCUGUCAUACUCAAUCGUUUCUAUCCUAUCCUUGUCAGCUCAGUUGACUUCUGCAGAACUAAAAUGUCGCCCAGAAGGCCCUGUUCUCCCAAGACCAACAGCUCUCACCAAGUCGCCAAUCUUCCAAGCUGCAGCCACCAACUUGACCGAAACUCUCAACGCAGCUCUCUCUGGCUCAAUCACUGCAGGGUGGCCCAUAGGCAAUGUCUCCUUCUCACUUGCAGUCGUAAGCGGAGAUCAAUGCGACCUUGGUGUGCCGAUAUGGGAGUACCAUCACCUCGCAGCCGCCAACACAAAGGGCACAAAGAACUUGGACAGAGAUUCUCAGUAUCUUAUUGGAUCCAUAACGAAAGUAUUUACGGACUAUGUGCUUUUGAAGAGCGGUAUGGAUCUUGAUGCGCCGGUUACGGAGUAUCUUCCGGGACUUGAUGGGAAGUCCAAGAUUCAGUGGAGGGAUGUGACUUUGAGGAUGUUGGCUUCGUACUUGGGCGGUACACCGGCGAACUAUGGGUUCUCGGACUUUUACCUCCUCAAAGAAGUCUUCCUCGCAUACGGUCUUCCCGCCAUUGAAGAUAACGACUAUCCACCAUGUGGUGUUACAGGUCUCAACAAGGGUUGUACAGGGCAAGAGUCAGAGAUCUUGUCAGGAAUGAGAGAGUCUUACCCGCAGACUGCUCCCAACGAGAGACCGGCAUACUCCAACAUGGCCUUUGUCCUUCUCGGCAUGGCUCUUGAGGAGUAUACUGGGAAGACCUACGCACAGUUGAUUGAAGAAAUUGUUUCAGAUCCCCUCGGUAUGAUCAACACUUUUCCUUCGCCUGGCGAUGAUGAUCAGGCAGUAAUUCCGCCCGGGGACAGCAGCUGGGGCUCAGACUACAAAUUGAACACCCCUGCAGGUGGAUUAGUCUCCUCUCUCUCUGAUCUCUCCAAAUUCUCACAUGCACUGCUCUCACGAACCCUGAACAUGACUUCAACCGAGAUCAACGGCUGGCUCAAGCCCAGUGCCUUUGCAGGCAAUGCAUACACAUUGACUGGCAUGCCUUGGGAAAUACUACGUGUAUCUAACCUCACACCAGAGCAUCCUCAUGCUGUCACUGUCUACGGUAAGAGUGGCGGUGCGCAGAACUACAGAAGUCAACUUAGUUUUAUUGAUGACUACUGUCUGGCGAUCGUCAUAUUGACUGCCGGUCCAAUGAAGACAGUGCCUAUUCUUACGAAUGCUAUGCUUUCGACUUUUGUUUCCGCUGCGGAUGAAGUAUCGCGUGAGCAAGCAAAGAGAUACGAGCAGAGGUACAUGAGCGAUCACGAGGAUGUUCCAAUGGAGGCAUUACUGGAGCAGGACGAUGAUUCAAUGAUCCUGACGUCACUUCAUCGCAACGGUACAGACAUCAUGUCUAGUCUCAGAGAUAUAUGGGAUCUUACAUUGGGCGAUUUUCUUCCAAAAGUUGGGCCUAAGAUCCGAGUGUUUCCCAGCCAACUUCGUGAGAAUGCAACCUUAGAUGGGGAGUCUGUUGUGAAGGAGGUAUGGCAUUUGUGGCCUGACCUCAACUGGGGAUUUGAAACGGAUCUUCCUGGAAAUUGGAUUGAAGGGAUGGAUUGCGUCGGGUGGUCGAUUCAGGAUUGGAUUCAUUAUGGUGGUGAGCCUCUAGAUAGAGUGUUGCUGUACGUUGGUGACGAUGGAGACGUGAGAGGGUUUGAGGUGCCUUUCUUGCGAUCAGGAAUUCUGCUACCAACCCAACCAAACAGAGACUAA
Messenger RNA from Fusarium tjaetaba, 1758 nucleotides. Its product is annotated as beta-lactamase 3. The coding region runs from base 1 to 1758 and encodes 585 amino acids. The record is from RefSeq and is a predicted model, not a curated record. NCBI's taxonomy places the organism in Eukaryota, Fungi, Ascomycota, Sordariomycetes, Hypocreales, Nectriaceae. The transcript has 4 exons.